Mus musculus (house mouse) is the source of this 5744-nucleotide messenger RNA. It is a transcript of the gene St3gal1, whose product is annotated as ST3 beta-galactoside alpha-2,3-sialyltransferase 1. Bases 949 to 1962 code for a protein of 337 amino acids. Gene Ontology annotation, biological process: ganglioside biosynthetic process; glycoprotein biosynthetic process. The record is from RefSeq and is marked validated. The transcript is spliced from 10 exons. Gene Ontology annotation, molecular function: sialyltransferase activity; beta-D-galactosyl-(1->3)-N-acetyl-beta-D-galactosaminide alpha-2,3- sialyltransferase activity; beta-galactoside (CMP) alpha-2,3-sialyltransferase activity. Lineage: Eukaryota; Metazoa; Chordata; Mammalia; Rodentia; Muridae. Gene Ontology annotation, cellular component: Golgi trans cisterna membrane; Golgi apparatus; extracellular region.
AGACACUUUCGACACUUUGCAAAGACAAAGAGCCCUAAACCGGAGGGAGGAGAGAGGAGGAGGCAGAGAAGGAGCGUGAGGUUUGAGCUGGCUGGGUUUGACUCUGCUGAGCUAGCAAUGCCAUCAAAGAGCAACUGGCACCUGUUGGAUCUGUGAGCCAGAGCUGUGGGGCCGGGCAGUUGUAUCUGUGAGCCAGGGGCAGACAGUGGCUCGGCUUCCUGAGAUGAAGAAACUGAAACUCAGAGAGAUUAAGGACCUCCCCUGAUGUGGCACUUCUGGGCAAGGCCUUUUCUUCAUGUGCCAGUCAUCCCAACACGUGUCACAGCAGAGACAUGGUAGAAAUGCUGUAAAUACUUUAGUAACGGUGGAAUUAAUGCCUUCAUGGGAAUUCGAGAUGUUCAGCAAACCCUAUGCCUUCCAGGAGAUGCCCUUUCAGUCCCCAUUCCUUGGAACAGCCUAGGAGACACAGCUCUAAUUAAGGAUUAUUGGAGGAGGGCGGCCAAGCAUCCUCGCAUCCUGCGCCAAGACCUUUUACAGAUUGUCCAGGGGUUCGCUCAGGCUGAGAGUAACUAACUAAACUUGAUCCCCGUUUGAGCUGGGGAGAACACUGCUCUUCCCAGGUUUCACUCAAGUGUCAUCAAGCCACAUUCUUGACUUUGCUUGGGUUGCAGAAGAGGUAGACCACGCUGCUUACCAAUACAGGCAAGACUGACUGCAUGGCACAGACUACCCUCGUGUGCCACACAGCAAUGUCGAGAACACAAACCUAGGCGUGUCUCCAACAGGCUGAAGUUUGCCCUAGCUGCUUCUGAGAUCUCCCUGCGGACUCCCUUUCCUGCUGCCUGCUCCUGUGUCUCUGAGAUUUCUGUUCAGCUCUAGGAGGGGGGUCUCCUCUCUUCCACCCUCCCAUCAACACAGAGGACCCAGCAAAGGGUGGAGGUGGUGAACAUGAGGAGGAAGACCCUCAAGUACCUCACCUUCUUCCUGCUCUUCAUCUUCCUCACUUCCUUUGUCCUGAAUUACUCCAACACGGGAGUACCCAGUGCCUGGUUCCCCAAGCAGAUGCUCCUGGAACUCUCAGAGAACUUCCGCAGGUUCAUCAAGUCACAGCCGUGCACCUGCAGACACUGCAUCAGCCAGGACAAGGUAUCAUAUUGGUUCGACCAGCGCUUCAACAAGACUAUGCAGCCCCUGCUGACAGUCCACAACGCUCUGAUGGAGGAGGACACAUACCGGUGGUGGCUGAGGCUCCAGCGGGAGAGGAAACCCAACAACCUGAGCGACACCGUCAAGGAACUGUUUCGCCUGGUGCCUGGCAAUGUGGAUCCUAUGUUGAACAAGAGGCUGGUGGGCUGCCGACGCUGUGCAGUUGUAGGAAACUCCGGUAACCUGAAGGACUCCUCGUAUGGGCCUGAGAUCGACAGCCAUGACUUUGUGCUGAGGAUGAACAAGGCACCCACAGUGGGUUUUGAGGCAGACGUUGGGAGCCGGACCACCCACCAUCUCGUGUAUCCUGAGAGCUUCCGGGAGCUGGGAGAGAAUGUCAACAUGGUCCUGGUCCCCUUCAAGACCACCGACCUGCAGUGGGUGAUCAGCGCCACCACCACAGGCACCAUCACUCACACCUAUGUCCCCGUGCCCCCGAAGAUCAAAGUGAAACAAGAGAAGAUCCUGAUCUACCACCCAGCCUUCAUCAAGUAUGUCUUUGACAACUGGCUUCAGGGCCAUGGGCGGUAUCCAUCGACUGGCAUCCUCUCCAUCAUCUUCUCCAUUCAUAUCUGUGAUGAGGUGGACUUAUAUGGUUUUGGGGCAGACAGCAAAGGAAAUUGGCACCAUUACUGGGAGAACAACCCAUCAGCGGGUGCCUUCCGAAAGACGGGGGUUCACGAUGGUGACUUCGAGUACAACAUCACAACUACCCUGGCAGCCAUCAAUAAAAUCCGCAUCUUCAAGGGGAGAUGAUGCUGCGACCCAUUAAGGAUGGACACAACACAUCACACCUCUCAAUUUGCAGCCCCAACAUCUCCCAGGAGCCAGUGUGUUCCAGACGCUUCCGGGGCUGAACUCGGGGUGUUCCCAGGCUUUCUGGCAGCCCCUUGCACCCUCAUGUUGUUAUCAUCUACUUAGCAAAGUUGUCCAACUCUCCCAGGAUACAGAGCCAGUCUCGGGCCUGUCUACAGUGGGAGCACUUUCCCACCGCUGUCCCCUAGCUGGGGAAAAGCGAGCCAAUACCAGGAAAGGUCUAGCCUCCAAACAAGUUAUUUUGUCUUCUGAGUUGGAUUGGAGGGAGGGGAUGGGAGAAAAUAAAUCCUGAAGAUUCUUAUGUUCAAAAGAGUGAACAUUUCCCGGAAGUCAUUUAGAGGCUGCCACUGAACUGUGGGCCUCAUGCUCAACUCAGACUCUGGCUGGGAAUGUUUGGGCCAGUCAUCUGCAGAGCCACACUGGGCUACACCAGCAGAGGGGCAAGAUACCGUUCUCCUUUGCAUGAAGCCUAGCCUGUUAUUUGAGAUGACAUCCCCAUUGUCCCUUUCUUCAAUAAGGUCACCGGUGAUGGCUAGGCAAAACUUCUAACUCCAGAGGUCUUCCAGGGAAGCCUGGCCAUGUGUGGCUGACAGGAGUGAAACCCUGGUCACAGUUCUGCGUGAUUUUCCCUCCGUAGUGAUGCUGAUGGCCAGAGCAGGUCUGACUACUUCCACGUGCCUUUGAACUUGAGAAAGAAGUGCAUGCAUUGGCUGAUAGGAAGCAAAACCCCCAAUUGGAGAAAGGGGACCUCCACCAGCACCUCGCUUUGCUGCAUAGCUCAAAAUCUCUUUUCAAAUGCUAUUCCGCACCUCCACCCAGAAUAUACCAGGCAUGGGAUGGGUCCUCACUUCUAUUUCCUCAGACUGCUGGGUUCAGGACCACUAACAACCAGCAUCCUCCCAUGGGUCCUGAACACUGAGCCAAGUCCCCAGCAGCCACCUUCCUGGACUCGUUUGGGGCCGCACUGGGGACACUCUAGAACCACAACUGAAAUGCAUGUACCUCUUCUUCUUGGUUCUGUCUGCUCUCCCCUCCUUCCUCUAUGGAAAUCCUGAUUAUUUAUUGAUUUGUUAAUUCAGCUGACCCUGUGCACACUCUUCCCCAUGGCUGAUCACAAUGUGUUUUGUUGCUUUGCCUGGCAAGUGGGAGCAGGAACAGAAGGGAGAGCAUCCUGGAUGUAUGUGUUGAGACAUCAGGACUUGGGGCUUGCUGGCGGGCAGAUCCUGUGGCGCCGACAAUCCUUUGUAGAAUCCAUGUCACCUCCCUUUCUAGUACAAGUGACUUGCCCUCUUCCUCACUGCAGCAGGGAGGAGAGCGGGCACUUGGAGGUAACUGUCACCUCCUUACAGAUGUUCAAUAAGAGAAACCUCUGUUUCUGUUGAAAAAAUAGUCCCUAAAGACCACCACAACUUCAUCAAGGCAGAUUAUGAGAGAGGGAUCUUGAGGGUUGGGCCAUCUCCCUCUACUCAGAUUCCCCUCUGCAAGUAAGAGCUCGGGAGCCCCUCUCAACUUUGGGCUGUUCACAGACAUCACCAAAGAGCAGACACUAAGACUGUCAUUUCCUAGGAGUCUGUCCUGGGAGCUUUGGGAUUGCUUUUGUUUAAUUUUCGAUGGCUCAGAAUUCGGGCUUUUAAUGAGGGAACGAUAGGUUUCACCUUUUUUUUUUCCAUUUUUUAUUAGGUAUUUAGCUCAUUUACAUUUCCAAUGCUAUACCAAAAGUCCCCCAUACCCACCCACCCCCACUCCCCUACCCUCCCACUCCCCCUUUUUGGCCCUGCCGUUCCCCUGUACUGGGGCAUAUAAAGUUUGCGUGUCCAAUGGGAAAAUCUUCCUGCCAUAAAACCCUUGGCUGAAAAGGCUAGACUCCUGUGAGGUCCUUGCUGUGGAGGGCCCUCCUCAAGGGUCCCAGUUUGAGGAACUCAGCAGAUGUUUGUGGGUCAGCCCGUCAAUCCCUACAUCAAAUCAAAAAUAGUGGACGUUGGCUUAGGGGUGAGAGUUCAGGUGUAGCUGGGUUCUGAUGCAUGAGAGCAAGUACCUGCAGUGAAGGUGUAGCCAUUUCCAGCUGCUCAAGAAGUUCUUCUGCUCUCCAUUGGCCCCUCCCACUCCCUCUGCCCCCACCUGCCUUCCUGCCCCCUCUCCCUCCCUCCCUCACUCCCUCCCUCCCUCCCUCCCUCCCUCCCUCCCUCCCUCCCUCCCUCCCUCCCUCUUCCGGCCAAGGAGCCAAUGGAUCUCUUUCCUAUAACCCUCAUCCCUCCCCUGUGUUUCACUGGCUUAACGGUGGGCUCUUAACUGAAUAGAAUACAGUUGGUUGUGGCCAGAAUUAAGUGCACCAAUUAGUUUAAGGUAACUGGAGCUUUCCCUGGGUGUGAGUGACUGAGAACAGGAAAGGCCUUCCCCGAAGAGACUGGGCAGACUGCUGACAGAAAAGCUAGUCCUGGGUUCCAGGCAGAGAGCAAAGGGCUGGCUUCCAGUACAGAUUCUUAGUAGAAGAAUCUACUAAGUCCAAGGGAAUUGGAGGUGGGGGUUCUCAUCAUCACCCCAGAUGACUAACCAGGAGGCUGGUGUUUCUUCCACUCCCCUCAGCCUCUGUUAGGAGAGAGAGAAGCCGAUCUGUAGCCUUUGGUUCCUGGGCAUCAGACAUCAUUCAAUAAGCCAUGUGGGCAGGGUUAGUGGAACAGACCCCCAAAACAGUGAUAGAACCAGCAACCGUCUAGGUCUGUGACAGUCUAAAGGUCUGGAGACCAUAGAAGGAUAGAUACACAGUGGAUAUUGAGAACCUAGAGGGUGGCUUCACCUGUGCCCGUCAAAGAAGCCCCUGACAUGCAGUGUGGGGGAGGCCCUAGAUAACCCUGCACAGAGGACAGAGGGACAGCUGUAUGCCCUCAGGAACUGGCAGUUGGAACCACAGGUUCUAUCAUAGCCAGGUGGCUAUGAGGUGGGAAAGAUUGGAUCUAGGCAGCUCAGCCACAAAGGCCUGGCUAGCCAAUUUUCAGAUAGCAUCAGCUCUCCUCUUUGUCAUCCUCUCCUGUGCCGCAGGUGUUACCUAAGACCUCUAAAAAGCACCAGAGGGUGAAGAAAGAAAGCAGGGACCAGCAGAGUAGUGCCCCGAGCUUUCAGCCUCAAAGUUAGUAAAUGCGUCAUCAGCCAAGCCCGGCCUGGAACCUGCUUCCGCCUGCUGAACCCCAUCUUGACCUUCCUAACCUCUCUGCUCAUUUAGCUUUUACCCUGGCUCCGCCUGCCCAGGGUCUGCCCCAUGGCAACCGCUUUAACCCUUUCUCCAGAGCCUAAUCCGGAUCUUGCACACCCUACCAGAUGAACAUGGGUAACUCCUGCUGCCCCCCACCUCCUUGCACAAUCACUUUAACCAUUUCCCAAGAGCCUGAUCUGGACUUUGCUCAACCCACCCUAGUAGGUAGACAUGGGUUCCUCCUGCACCUCUAGGCACAAUCACUUUAGCCCUUUCCCAAGUCUGCUUCCGAGCCAAAGUUUUCCAAGCACUUUCUGCCCGAAAGCUCUUCCUUCCUUGCCUCCUGUGACCCAGCAUUGCCUGUUUAAACUUUGCUUUCUCCUGCCCACGUCUUGUAAUCCUCCUGAUUGGUCUGAAUGCAUUUCCAAUGAUGUCAGGGAGUCUGCCUUCCUCAGCCUCGGCUCCAUUUUAUUUAUUGUUGAAUAUUUCCAAUUAUUCAAAUCAAAGUGAAUAAAAAAAGAGCUAUUUUAUUGUU